Podospora anserina S mat+ is the source of this 1260-nucleotide messenger RNA. RefSeq lists its product as uncharacterized. Gene Ontology annotation, molecular function: FAD binding; D-lactate dehydrogenase (NAD+) activity; D-lactate dehydrogenase (cytochrome) activity. The transcript is spliced from 2 exons. Gene Ontology annotation, cellular component: mitochondrion. Bases 1 to 1260 code for a protein of 419 amino acids. The record is from RefSeq and is a predicted model, not a curated record. Gene Ontology annotation, biological process: lactate catabolic process. NCBI's taxonomy places the organism in Eukaryota, Fungi, Ascomycota, Sordariomycetes, Sordariales, Podosporaceae.
AUGACCCAGAUUAUCGAAAUCAAUGAGGAGUAUGGCUAUGCCAUCGUGGAGCCUGGAGUAUCAUUUUUCGACCUCUAUGAAGAGAUCCAGAGGAGGGGACUGAAGCUUUGGCCUUCGGUUCCUGCGAUCGGCUGGGGCUCCGUCGUGGGCAACACCCUCGACCGAGGAUUUGGCUACACGCCCAAUGGCGAGCAUUCACAGUCUCAGUGCGGCAUGGAGGUUGUGUUGCCAGAUGGGACUCUCAUUCGCACUGGCUCUGGAGCGAUGUCCGAUAACGCCACGUGGGCGCUGUACAAAGGUCUGGACGGCUUGUUCUAUCAGUCAAACCUCGGAAUUGUCACCAAGAUUGGAAUCCACAUCACCCCUGCCCCCGAAGCCUACGCCACUGUCGAAGUCGAUGUACCGCUCGAGUCAGACCUCAUCCCCUUGGUCGGCACCCUCUCUGAUCUCAUGCGCCGCUCCAUUAUUCUCAACAGUCCCUCCAUAGCCAACAUCUUCCGCAUCGCCCUCACCUCUGAGAAGCCCGAAGUCCUCAGUCAGAUUGGUCCCUACAUGAAGGCAGACUCGUAUGUGCCCUACGACCUCCUCGAGAGGAUUCGGGUUGAGGAGAGGUGGGGUUUCUGGCGGGCGUAUUUCUCGCUCUACGGCUCAGUGGAAAUGCUUUCCGCGCUCAAAGCAACAGUAGAGCGUGCCUUCAGACAAGCCGUCCCCGGUGUGCAGUUCAAAUAUCGCGAAUGGGCCGGAUUGCCUGGUGCUGCCAUCUCGGCCGCGGAGGAUAUCAAGACCGAGGUGGUUCCUCACAGCGGUAUCCCAACGGUGGAACCUUUGGGGAUUGUUGACUCGAGAGGUGAACGGGGCGGUGGGCAUAUCUGUUUCAGCCCGGUGAUACCGCCUUCGGGCAGGGAGCUGUACGAUUGGUACCUCGCGGCCAAGAAGAGGACCGCGGACGCCAAGUUUGACUUCUUUGCCGACUUUCAUGUCUACCCUCGAUAUGUCAUUGCUAUUGAUCUGGUAAUUUACACGAUGGGUGAGGAGCAGAGGCUGCAUGAGCUGUACAAACAGUUGCUGCACGACGCGGGAGAGCAGAGGUUCAUGGAGUAUAGAACUCACGUGGGGUAUAUGGACACAGUCGCCUCGAAGCUCGAUUUCAAUGACUUCGCUUUUGGGAAGUUUGUCCAGACACUCAAGGAUACGUUUGAUCCAAACGGAGUACUUUCGCCGGGAAAGUCAGGAAUCUGGGUGACGGGACAGAAUAUGUAG